Poecilia latipinna (sailfin molly) is the source of this 3839-nucleotide messenger RNA. RefSeq names its product reticulon 3 (gene rtn3). The record is from RefSeq and is a predicted model, not a curated record. The coding region runs from base 234 to 3635 and encodes 1133 amino acids. Gene Ontology annotation, cellular component: postsynaptic density; neuron projection; endoplasmic reticulum membrane. Gene Ontology annotation, biological process: brain development; neuron differentiation; endoplasmic reticulum tubular network formation. NCBI's taxonomy places the organism in Eukaryota, Metazoa, Chordata, Actinopteri, Cyprinodontiformes, Poeciliidae. The transcript is spliced from 9 exons.
CUUCUUCUUUUUUUACCCCUCCUCCAUAAUUUUCCUCUGCCUUGUUUCCUUCUUACUCUGCGCUCUUUCCUCAGAGCUCAGACGUAGUGGUGAGGUGCAGAGCAGAGACCAGCACUUGGGGAUAGGUCGCACAAUACAAAUAAAUUUUAAAAAGGACAGGAAGCUUCUCUUUUUACCUUAGACAACAGACAUUUCACUGCCACGGUUCUGCUUGUGUGUUGAGCUUCAUUAAAAUGGAUACUCAAUCCUCCCAGAUAUCAUCGUCGCAAGGUUUUACGGAUGGACAGAAUUCUGCUGCCAAAGAAUCAAAACUGUCCGAUUCCUUUCUUUCCUCUUCGCCUGUAUCUCUCAUUCAGUCUCCUCAAGAUAAGCGAGGGGUCCCAAGUUCUGACAAGUCCACUGAAGCUGUAGCUACAUCGCUACGCUUUUCUUCCCAACCAGGCUCAUUCUCACCCAGUAAUUACAGUAGUGACACAUCUCCAACAGAUGGACAACAGGAUUCUCCAAUAAAGGUGUCUCCCGUUUCAGAACGUAUUAAGGCACUAGAAGCUCUUGCAGCCAAAAAGAAAGAACCUGAUUUUAGAGGCAAUGGAACUUUUACUCAUUUCAGGGACCGACAUCAUGAGAAAUCUGCACCUGAGGGGCCCAAAUUUUCCACAGAAGGCUCUAAAGCUGCACCUGAUGGACCCAAGUCUGCAACUGAGGGGCCCCAAUCUCCCACCACACGGGCAAAAUCUACACACGAGGGGUCCAGAUCUCUCACUGAAGGCACCAAAUCUACAGCAGAGUCCCUCAAAUCUGCAGUUGAGGGUCCCAAAUCUCCAGCUGGAGUUCCCAAACUUCCUCCUGAAAAGAUUAUACAGACACCUCAGAAAACAGAACAUUCUGCUGAUCAGGAGUCACCAGAUUCACCAUUUGAAAUCCUGGGAGACCUGAAGCAAGUUGUGGACUUUGAAGAGACAGAGCAGUGGAUGAAGACACACUUACCUCCAGUACCAGAUUUUGAUACUGUUGGUUUAAUUAAAAGCACUAACAAAGUCUCAGUGAAGGGGAUCGACAGAGAUAUGCCUGCUGCCUUUGCUGGUGUUCCUGAUGCUUUCAUGGAUCAUCCUGUUGAAGGUCCGAAACAAAAAGAUCAGCUUGAUGGGGAACCCAAAAAAACAGAGGUUGAAGAGUUUGAUGUUAACUUUUUGCCAACAGCUUACAUGUGGGAUCAUCAAGAAAAAUCAAGUGUGAAUGAUCCAUCUAAUCUAGAUUUGGUGAUUACAGCUUCGCCUGCACCUCCUGCAGAGUUUGGUUCCACAUCUCCUCCGUCAUCCCCCCCAGUUUGCCCUGCUGUUCAUCAGAAUGUUUCUGAUGAGAAGAAAGCAAUUUGGACUGGCGAACUUGAACAGCCAGAAGCAAAUGAAGGUGACAGUUCAGGAGAAUCCGAUGAUACGGUAAUUGAAGAUCAUAUAGCUGAAUGUGAGUCUGCUCCAUCUCAGUCUUUGGAUCAAAGUUCUAAUGAUGACACCACAACCCCUCCCUGCACCACUGCUGAUCUGUCCACUGAGGAGAAAGAGACUCCUCCACCAAGGCUUGAGAGAAAGCUAAUGCAGGUUCCAACCAUAAAUGUGAUUGAGACUGACGAGCCCAAUUAUAGUGAAGAGGAGAUGGAACCUGAGGCAGAGGAAGAUGAUGAUGACUAUGAGGUAGUAAAAGGCCCAGACACGGGACCCCCAAGCACCUCUGAACCAGAUCCACAGAGUGGUGAAAACACAGGCCCCAGAGCACGCCCGUUAGAAACGGAGUUCAUGGAAGGCUAUUCGCCUCCUUCCUCACCUGUGGACUCUGAGUCUGAAUACUCCCCAAAACACAAGAUCCUCAACACUAGCUCUGAAAAAGAUAAGACAUCUGCCUUAAAAUCAGAGGUCUGUCCCAAUCCAAUGGACUCAGCAGACCAGCAACCUGACCAGUCCCAGACCAUGUCAAAUGAAAUUCGCAAUGAAAAGUCCCCAUUUGUUGUUGAAAAUGAAGAAGUGGAUUUUCCAGACAAUGAUGAUGAUUGGUCAGAUGAAACCCAGGAAAUUCUGUUCAAACCCCCAAUGACUGAUCCGUCGUCACGAGAAUCAGCUUCUUACAAUGAGCCUGCAGUCAGUGAAAAUCGCAGUUCAACAGCAGAAGAGGCUUACAUAAAACCCACUCCACCUCCUAUGUCCAGCUUCAUGCAAGAUGACAUUUAUGACAGACAGUCGUUUGAUUAUGACUUUGAUAUCAGCUCUUCCCUGGAUCACACUGAUGUUAAGAAGUUCAACAAUGCAAAGGAACGUUUUCUGUCUGAUCCAGCUCAGAAUGAUGUUGCUGAAGACAAACAGGAUCUGGACAGCGCCAUUUCACUGAAUGGUGACGACAUCCCCAAAUCCGAUAGUCAGCCAUCUUUAGAAGAUUAUCCUGAAAACCCAUAUUCCUGUUUCCAAAGUGAGACUGUAAGCAGCAUUGCUGAACAGGUCAUUAUGAAGACCACUAAUUCAGAAAAUGUGGAAAAUGACAAUAUACUCUCAUCUCAGAAACCAGCUUCACACAUUCAGCAUAGCCCUGAAACGGGUCACAACAUAAAUGAGAUGAAAAUAAGUCCCGACAGAACUGACAGUGGCAGCCCACCUUCUGAGGAUAGCUUUGUGGAGUUCAUGAGAGAGUGUUUGAAAUCAAAGCAGGAUGAGGAAGCUGACAGUGUCCACCAGGAGCUUGAGCCCCACAAGACUUCUCCUCUCCCCAAGACUUCUCCAACCAUGGCGAUGGAUUUUGAACAAGAGCACCUUACAAUCAGUGCUCUCAAAGAUCUGGGCAACAGCCAAGAGGAAAAGGAGGAGACGGUGAAUCCUCAGCAUAAAGUCUCAGAGAAGAGUCAGCCAAAGUCAGAUUUUAGCCCUGCUCAGCCAUCGGACUCCAAACCCUCUUGUUCCCAAACCAACCGUGCAUCUGAAAGCACAUAUUCCAGUGAUGUGGAAGCUAUAGACGAAUGGGUAGCUGAAGCCUACCAUCUUGCAGAGCAUGUCUUGACAGCAAUACUAACCCACUUAUCAGUUAAUGACCUGAUCCACUGGCGGGACCCCAAGAAGUCGGGUGUGGUGUUCGGCCUGUCCCUGCUUCUGCUGCUCUCGCUGGCAGCCUUCAGCGUCAUCAGCGUGGUUUCCUACCUGCUGCUCGCCCUGCUCUGUGUCACCAUCACCUUUCGCAUCUACAAGUCUGUGGUCCAGGCUGUGCAGAAGUCUUCUGAGGGACACCCAUUCAAAGAGCUGAUAGAGAAGGAUGUCACCAUUCCUCCUGAGACGUUCCGCAAGCACGUGGACACCAGUCUGACCCACAUCAACCGAGCCCUGAAGCAGAUGAGCCGCCUGUUUUUGGUUGAGGACCUUGUGGAUUCUCUAAAGCUGGCUGUGGUCAUGUGGAUGUUGACUUAUGUUGGAGCAGUUUUUAAUGGAAUCACCAUCCUCAUCCUGGCGGAUAUCCUGCUCUUUGCCGUACCUCCAGUCUACGAGAAGAACAAGACCCAGAUUGAUCAUUACAUCGAUCUUGUGCGUACCCAAGUCAACAACACAAUUGCAAAACUGCAAGAGAAACUUCCGGGAGCUAUGAAACGCAGCAAAACUGAAUGAUCCCACAUGUCAUCUUCAUCCUCAUCUCCAUCACUCUGGAAAAACCAACCCUUCAUCUCACCCAGCUCCUCCCCAGUAACCCAGACCUGUUCACCUCCGCCCCCACCCAACACACACACACACACACACACACUGAACCGUGCUAGAUAGAAAAUCUCAGAGCUACUCAAUGUUCAACGUAAAACUACUGCGCAGCUUAACUUG